Molecule: messenger RNA, 711 nt
Organism: Aspergillus tanneri
Lineage: Eukaryota; Fungi; Ascomycota; Eurotiomycetes; Eurotiales; Aspergillaceae
Product: type 1 glutamine amidotransferase
Exons: 3
Coding region: 1-711 (236 amino acids)
Cellular component (GO): cytosol; nucleus
Source: RefSeq, a predicted model, not a curated record
AUGACACGAAUUGCAGUUCUCGAGUGCGAUACUCCCAUAGAUCCGGUGAAGGAUCGCUACGGGACGUAUGCGGAUAUCUUUGAACGGCUUCUAUCCGCUGCUCUUCCCAAACAGGAAUCCCUCCAUGUCACCAAAUGGAACGUGGUGGACAAUCCAGUCUAUCCUGCUGCAGAAGAAUACGAUGCCCUCCUUUUGACAGGAAGCAAGCACGAUUCAUUUUCCGAUGCCCCGUGGAUAGUGGAACUAACCAACUAUGUUCGAAAGGUGCAUCAACAGCAAAAACCCAUCAUUGGAAUCUGCUUCGGACAUCAGAUUGUGGCACGCGCGUUGGGUGCUCGUGUGGGACGAAAUGAUGCGAGCUGGGAGGUGGCAGUUGAGCAGAUCACUCUGACCGAUGCAGGGAGGGAGCUGUUUUCCAAGGACAGCUUGUCCCUACAUCAAAUGCACCGAGAUAUCGUGUACGAGGUCCCCCAUGGAUGCGUCAAUCUGGGGUCAACUGCUCUCUGCAAAAUCCAUGGAUUCUAUAUGCCUCGACGUAUCCUGACCGUCCAAGGCCAUCCGGAGUACGACGAGUUUUUCAUUAAGCAGUUACUAGAGGCUAGACAUAAUCAGGGGAUCUUUAAUGGCGAGCUAUUCCAUAGUGGCCUAUCCCGAGCUGGGCUACCACAUGAUGGAUUGCUAGUCGUGGAGGCAAUUUGGAAGUUGCUUUGA